UUCGUUCUUUCGCCUUUCUCUUCUCUUCCCUUUGGACUCAACAAAGAAAAUCAGUCAUUAAACCAUUUAUCUACUUAACUCUAAACAAACUAAGAUCUGGGUUCCAUUUAAACUGUAAAAAUAAAAAUAAAAAACUGAGAAAGGAAGAUUUGUUUAGUUGUUGAAUCAAGAAUGGAUAUGGAGGAAGAGUAUGAGCAGGAUUACAAUGGUGAGGAUGAAGAUGAAAUAACACAAGAGGAUGCUUGGGCUGUUAUUAGUGCUUACUUUGAAGAGAAAGGACUUGUUCGUCAACAACUUGAUUCCUUUGAUGAGUUUAUUCAGAACACUAUGCAAGAAAUUGUUGAUGAAUCUGCUGAUAUUGAGAUCCGACCCGAAUCCCAGCAUAACCCGGGUCAUCAACCUGACUUUGCUGAGACUAUCUACAAAAUCAAUUUUGGUCAGAUUUAUUUGAGUAAGCCGAUGAUGACAGAGUCAGAUGGUGAAACUGCUACCUUGUUUCCAAAGGCUGCUAGGUUGAGGAAUCUGACAUAUUCUGCACCAUUGUAUGUGGAUGUUACGAAGAGAGUCAUUAAGAAAGGGCAUGAUGGUGAAGAAGUUACUGAAACUCAGGACUUCACAAAAGUCUUUAUUGGAAAGGUUCCCAUUAUGCUUCGCUCAAGUUACUGUACAUUAUAUCAAAAUUCAGAGAAGGAUCUAACAGAGCUUGGAGAAUGUCCAUUAGAUCAAGGUGGAUAUUUUAUUAUAAAUGGAAGUGAAAAGGUCCUAAUUGCUCAGGAGAAGAUGAGCACCAACCAUGUGUAUGUGUUUAAGAAGAGGCAACCUAACAAGUAUGCCUUCGUUGGAGAAGUCAGGUCAAUGGCAGAAUCUCAAAACCGCCCACCGAGUACCAUGUUUGUGCGGAUGCUCUCAAGGACUAGUGCGAAAGGGGGUUCCUCAGGCCAAUACAUUCGGGCGACACUUCCAUAUAUCCGAACAGAGAUUCCUAUUAUUAUUGUGUUUCGAGCUCUAGGUUUUGUGGCUGAUAAAGAUAUAUUGGAACAUAUUUGUUAUGAUUUCAAUGAUACUCAAAUGAUGGAGUUGUUACGUCCAUCGCUGGAAGAAGCUUUUGUUAUACAAAAUCAACAGGUUGCUCUUGACUACAUCGGGAAGAGAGGGGCUACAGUUGGUGUUACAAGGGAAAAGAGGAUAAAGUAUGCCAAAGAGAUACUUCAGAAAGAAAUGCUUCCUCAUGUUGGGGUUGGAGAGUAUUGUGAAACAAAGAAAGCUUAUUACUUUGGGUAUAUCAUUCACCGGCUUCUGUUAUGUGCACUUGGCCGAAGGGCUGAGGAUGAUAGGGAUCAUUAUGGAAAUAAGAGACUGGAUCUUGCUGGUCCUUUGCUUGGUGGCCUGUUUCGAAUGCUCUUUAGAAAGUUGACAAGGGAUGUUAGAGGCUAUGUGCAGAAGUGUGUUGACAAUGGAAAAGAUGUAAAUCUUCAAUUUGCAAUCAAAGCUAAAACCAUUACCAGUGGGCUGAAAUACUCUCUUGCUACUGGAAACUGGGGGCAAGCUAAUGCAGCGGGUACAAGAGCUGGUGUUUCACAGGUGUUGAAUCGUCUGACUUAUGCAUCUACUUUGUCUCACUUGCGAAGGUUGAAUUCCCCCAUAGGACGAGAAGGGAAACUGGCUAAACCAAGGCAAUUGCAUAAUUCACAAUGGGGAAUGAUGUGUCCUGCAGAAACACCAGAGGGACAAGCAUGUGGGCUGGUGAAGAAUCUAGCUUUAAUGGUUUAUAUAACAGUUGGUUCAGCGGCAUAUCCAAUUUUGGAGUUUCUGGAAGAGUGGGGUACUGAGAACUUUGAGGAAAUUUCUCCUGCCGUUAUUCCACAGGCUACGAAGAUUUUUGUCAAUGGUACCUGGGUGGGAAUUCAUCGCGAUCCUGACAUGUUGGUGAGAACAUUGAGACGACUUAGGAGAAGGGUUGAUGUCAAUACUGAGGUCGGGGUGGUUCGUGAUAUCCGUUUGAAAGAACUUCGUAUUUAUACAGACUAUGGCAGGUGCAGUCGUCCAUUGUUUAUUGUGGAAAAGCAAAGGCUGCUGAUCAAGAAGAAGGAUAUUCAAACAUUGCAACAACGGGAAUCACCUGAAGAGGGUGGCUGGCAUGAUCUGGUGGCUAAGGGAUACAUCGAGUACAUUGACACUGAAGAGGAAGAAACAACGAUGAUUAGCAUGACUAUAAAUGAUCUUGUGCAAGCACGCCUUAAUCCUGGGGAUGCUUAUUCUGAUACCUAUACUCACUGCGAAAUUCACCCAUCACUAAUAUUGGGUGUUUGUGCAUCAAUUAUUCCGUUUCCUGAUCAUAAUCAGUCUCCCCGUAAUACUUAUCAGUCAGCCAUGGGUAAGCAAGCCAUGGGAAUUUAUGUCACCAACUACCAAUUUCGGAUGGACACAUUGGCCUAUGUGCUUUAUUAUCCUCAGAAGCCUCUUGUCACAACGCGAGCCAUGGAACACUUGCAUUUCAGGCAACUACCUGCAGGCAUCAAUGCAAUUGUUGCCAUUUCAUGCUAUUCUGGAUACAAUCAAGAGGAUUCUGUCAUUAUGAAUCAGUCAUCGAUUGAUCGUGGAUUCUUCCGAUCGCUAUUUUUCCGUUCAUACAGGGAUGAGGAAAAGAAGAUGGGGACAUUGGUCAAGGAGGACUUUGGACGUCCUGAUAGAGCUAGUACUAUGGGUAUGCGGCAUGGUUCUUAUGAUAAGUUGGAUGACGAUGGUCUUGCCCCUCCAGGAACUAGAGUUUCUGGUGAGGAUGUGAUCAUUGGGAAGACAACUCCCAUUUCUCAAGAUGAUGCACAAGGGCAAGCAUCUCGCUAUACGAGGAAAGAUCACAGUACCAGUCUCCGCCAUAGUGAAACUGGAAUGGUAGAUCAGGUUCUAUUAACAACAAAUGCCGACGGGCUCCGAUUUGUUAAAGUGAGGGUUAGAUCAGUCCGUAUUCCUCAAAUUGGGGACAAGUUCAGCAGUAGACAUGGUCAGAAGGGAACAGUUGGCAUGACAUAUACACAAGAAGAUAUGCCAUGGACUGUGGAAGGCAUUACUCCUGAUAUUAUUGUGAAUCCCCAUGCUAUUCCUUCUCGAAUGACUAUUGGUCAGUUGAUUGAAUGUAUUAUGGGGAAGGUUGCCGCACAUAUGGGAAAAGAAGGUGAUGCCACUCCCUUUACAGAUGUUACUGUGGAUAACAUCAGCAAAGCUCUGCAUAAAUGUGGAUACCAGAUGCGUGGUUUUGAGACCAUGUACAAUGGUCAUACUGGACGGCGGCUUAGUGCUAUGAUAUUCCUUGGUCCCACGUACUACCAGCGGCUGAAGCAUAUGGUUGAUGACAAGAUUCAUUCUAGAGGCAGAGGCCCUGUGCAAAUCCUCACAAGGCAGCCCGCGGAAGGUCGUUCUCGUGAUGGUGGUCUUCGUUUUGGAGAGAUGGAGCGAGAUUGUAUGAUUGCUCACGGUGCCGCUCAUUUUCUGAAAGAGCGGUUAUUUGACCAAAGUGAUGCAUAUAGAGUUCAUGUUUGUGAGCGAUGUGGGCUGAUUGCUAUUGCAAACCUCAAGAAGAUUUCUUUUGAAUGCCGAGGAUGCAAGAACAAGACUGAUAUUGUCCAGGUUCACAUUCCAUAUGCGUGCAAGUUGCUUUUCCAGGAGCUUAUGGCCAUGGCUAUAGCUCCAAGAAUGCUCACAAAGGAUGUCAAACAAGCCAAAGAUCAAAAGAAGAAAGGAGCAUGAUUGAUUUAGCCAGGCAGAAAAAAGUGGCCCUGUUUUAUAGAUUUACGAUCCUGCACUUUAGGAGUCGGUUUUGCAUCCACAAUAUGAGGAUCUACUUGCUUGUUUUAGAAUGGUUGUAGAUUAGCAUGUGUCAUCUAUAUCUAAUGAGAACAGGACCCUUGUGAACCUCCGUACAGUGAUUUCAAGCAUACAAUUUGGAAGUAAUUGUCGCAUGUAAAAAUAGAACAUUUAUAUCUGAAAUUUCUGUUCGGAAAA
Messenger RNA from Lycium ferocissimum, 3999 nucleotides. Its product is annotated as DNA-directed RNA polymerase II subunit RPB2. The transcript is spliced from 19 exons. Gene Ontology annotation, biological process: DNA-templated transcription. Gene Ontology annotation, molecular function: DNA binding; DNA-directed RNA polymerase activity; ribonucleoside binding. The coding region runs from base 172 to 3744 and encodes 1190 amino acids. NCBI's taxonomy places the organism in Eukaryota, Viridiplantae, Streptophyta, Magnoliopsida, Solanales, Solanaceae. Gene Ontology annotation, cellular component: RNA polymerase II, core complex. The record is from RefSeq and is a predicted model, not a curated record.